AAAGUGUUUUUCAGCGGAGUGGCCAGGGAAAGUUAACAUUGGACGUUGUAGGGAACAAAGGGGAGGGUCGGUCUGAGCUGAUGGACUCGGUGAUGAGAUAGCGCACAUAACUAAUCCCAUCUCCCCAUCCUUCCCCACUGGACGGACGGUUCUUUUUUUACUUUCCGGAUGAUGUAACUGUUUUUAUGACGGACUGUGUUUCGGAUUUAUCCCGACGACCUCCUCACAUUUUCCUUACACCAGACACCGAGCAGCAAACCGCAUCCUCUGGUUGGAUCAGACGGCGUCCAGGUUUCUGUGAGCGGGGCAGCUCUCCUCGGGGAAGGUGAGCGGCGGUAAGUCUCCAGACGACGACCACUGUCGGCCUACUUUUCUACCAGCGAGGGUAACGGUGCAGUCAUGUGGCAGAGGAUUCAGAUUUGUUGGGCACUGUUUGCACUGUAUUCAGCGGCACCGCCUGCACACAUCAACCGCCUGGCGCUGUUCCCUGACAAGAGCGCCUGGUGCGAAGCCAAGACCAUCACACAGAUAGUCGGGCACACGGGAUGUCAGCCUCGCUCUAUUCAAAACAGAGCUUGUCUGGGUCAGUGUUUCAGUUACAGCGUCCCCAACACGUUCCCACAGUCAACCGAGUCCCUGGUGCACUGUGACUCCUGCAUGCCGGCCCAGACACAGUGGGAAGUGGUGACUCUGGAGUGCCCGGGCAAUGAGGAGUCUCCUCGUGUGGAUAAGCUGGUAGAGAGAAUCUUCCACUGUAGCUGCCAGUCCUGCAGUAAAGAAGGUGGCCAGGAGGGGGCGGUGAUGCAGCUGUAUUCAGCAGACAACGUCCCGGACGCUCCGUCUUUAUCUGACACCCUCAGCAGUGCUCAGUCUCACCCUCUGCCACCUUCAGACGCACUCUCUAACAAGCAUGCUCACCCACACAAAGACCAUCACACACUGCCACACACAUCAGAUGGAGGAUAGGUACCAUGUUUUUUUGUCACUUUGCUCAUCUUUCACGACCUCUCUCCUCUCCUCCACCCUGCAUCCUUUGUACCAAUCUGUAGUAUUGUAAAGGCACUUUGAAAAUAUGGCUUCAGUUCAGUCAAAAAGUUAAUCUAAAGGCACACACACACACACACACACACACACACACACACACACACACACACACACACACACACACACACACACACACACACACACUCUCACAAAGUCAUGCUUUCAAAUUACACUCUAUUGUAUAUAAACACACCAGCCUAUGCAUUUUUGUUUUUUUCUGACUAAACAUGCAUAUGUGUGAAUCCAGACAUGACAUGUCUGUUAAUCAUCUGUAGUCUCUUUACUUUUAUCCGCUAUAAUGCAAUAAAUUC
Molecule: messenger RNA, 1355 nt
Organism: Anoplopoma fimbria (sablefish)
Lineage: Eukaryota; Metazoa; Chordata; Actinopteri; Perciformes; Anoplopomatidae
Gene: nbl1
Product: NBL1, DAN family BMP antagonist
Exons: 4
Coding region: 400-966 (188 amino acids)
Biological process (GO): animal organ morphogenesis
Molecular function (GO): receptor ligand activity; BMP binding
Source: RefSeq, a predicted model, not a curated record